Messenger RNA from Linum tenue, 402 nucleotides. The record is from the annotation of a GenBank genome assembly. NCBI's taxonomy places the organism in Eukaryota, Viridiplantae, Streptophyta, Magnoliopsida, Malpighiales, Linaceae.
CCCUAUGAACCCCGAUGCGGGUUUGAUUACUGCGCUCGUAGAGCGGUGGCGACCCGAGACGUCGACCUUCCAUCUACCGUGUGAGAGCUGGACGGUUCGCCUGGGGAGCUGCUGUUUUAUCCUACCUGUACCGUGAGAUGGGUAGGUCGACUUUGCACAUUACGCAUACCGACACUUCUCUGCGGUGACCUUGGUGGAUGGGUCGCCCUACUACAGUUCUGGGCGUGGGAGCGAUUCCCACAUCUGGCACCUCGAGAUUCAGAGACGAGGGCACAGGCCACCGAGGAUGCAUCCCCACGUGGUCUUCGAUGGCUUUUGGCCAACAGUCGUCAGUAUGGUGACCAGCUAUUCCAGUACAAGCUGUGGUUUGACGCGAUGGACACCGUGGUGGUUAGUAUAUAA